UAUAGAAGACCACCAGCAACACCCAUUGUCACUGCAAACAUGGCCACUGAAGAUAACUUCAUCCACAUCCUUUCGAAAAACACAGUUCACCCAUCACCAACUUCAUCCCAAGAAGAUAAGCAUGGUCUCAACUCUAACAUCAUCCACCUCACACCAUGGGAUCUUAGGAUGCUCUCAGUUCACUACAUCCAGAAAGGCCUCCUCUUCACCAAACCACAACCUUAUAAUCCCCACCAAACCAUCUCCCACCUCCUCUCUUCCUUCUCCCUCACACUCAACCACUUCUUCCCCCUUGCCGGCCGUCUCAAAACCAUCAAACACAACACCUCUUCCCCAUCUCUCACCAUCUUCUUGGACUGCAACAACCAUGGCGCUGACUUCAUUCACGCUUCUGCACCUCAAGUCAAAAUCGCUGACAUUGUAGAACCGUUGUACACCCCUACUUUCGUCUACUCUUUGUUCCCUCUCAAUGGAGUUCUCAACUACGACGGCCAUACUUCACCGUUGUUGGCCGUCCAAGUUACUGAGUUGGCUGAUGGUCUCUUCAUUGGAGCCUCGCUCAAUCAUUCCGUUGCUGAUGGCACGUCCUUUUGGCACUUCAUCAACUCAUGGUCUGAUAUAUGUAGAAAUUAUAACAAGAACGGUGAGAAUCAUAUCUUGGUUCCUCCGGUUCUCGACCGGUGGUUUUUGGACUCGCAUCCUCUGCCGAUACGUCUCCCGUUUGGGGAUUCAGUUGAGUUUAUACGACGAACGGAGUUACCGCUGAUGAAUGAGUGUUUUGUUCAGUUCUCAAGGAAGUCACUUGCUGAGUUGAAGGCGAAGGCGAAUAGUGAGAUGGGGAGUGAUAAGAUAUCCACGCUGCAGGCUUUGAUGGCUCACGUGUGGAGGUCAGUGACGCGUGCUCGUCGGCUUGAGGCUGAGCGGGAGACUACAUAUGUGGUACUGGUUGGGAAUCGGAAUAGAGUAUCCCCACCAAUACCUGAAGCUUAUCUUGGUAAUACUGUGUUUUGGAUUUCAGCACAAGCCCAAGCAGGAGAUAUUAUAGAGCGUGGUCUUGGUUGGGUUGCAUCAUUGCUCAAUAAAGCAGUAGCCUCUCAGAGUGAGGCGAAGGUACACCAAAUGCUUACGGAGUGGACUAUUGAGCCGUCAUUUGUCUACACAGAUGAAUUCAAGCCUACUAGGUUGGCUACGGGAAGCUCACCAAGAUUUAAUGUGUAUGGGAAUGACUUCGGGUGGGGACCUCCAAUUACUGUUCGAAGUGGGCUUGGAAACAAAAUAGAUGGGAAGGUCACUGUGUACCCAAGCCCCGAAGUUGGAGGCAUGGCUUUGGAGAUCUGUCUCUCAUCCCUAGUGCUUGGCUCUCUUCUUAAAGAUGAGGAGUUCGUUGAAGUUGUGAAUCAAUCUUUUGGGUAAAGUUGGGUGCACUACUACAUAACUUUCUAUUUGUAGCGGUCAUAAACCGCCGCAAAAUGCCUUACAACCGUUGCAUAAGAUCUAUUACAGCAAUUUGGCAGCCACUGCAUCUGCUCCCGUUGAAAUAGAUUAUUGCAGCGGUUAUCAUAUUGCAACGGUAUCAGACUGUCGCCUAAACAGUUCCAAUUGGCAUUGUCUUUUGUAGCGGUUUUUAAUUAUGCAGCGGUUGCUUCAUAUACUACAGCAGUUUAUUUUGCAAAGGUUAUUUUAUAUAAUGCAGUGGUUUGUUAAUACCUAUUACACCGGUUUUAUAAUAUAUAUUGCAGUGGUUUUGUAAUAUCUAUUGUAGCAGUUUGGUAUAAUACAUGUUGCAACGGUUUA
This is a messenger RNA of Dioscorea cayenensis subsp. rotundata (Guinea yam), 1794 nucleotides long. RefSeq lists its product as uncharacterized. Bases 40 to 1413 code for a protein of 457 amino acids. The record is from RefSeq and is a predicted model, not a curated record. NCBI's taxonomy places the organism in Eukaryota, Viridiplantae, Streptophyta, Magnoliopsida, Dioscoreales, Dioscoreaceae. The transcript is spliced from 2 exons.